Molecule: messenger RNA, 2751 nt
Organism: Orycteropus afer afer
Lineage: Eukaryota; Metazoa; Chordata; Mammalia; Tubulidentata; Orycteropodidae
Gene: FAM186B
Product: family with sequence similarity 186 member B
Exons: 7
Coding region: 1-2751 (916 amino acids)
Source: RefSeq, a predicted model, not a curated record
AUGGAGAAGGACGACCCCCCGCAGUUAGUGACCCCUGCGUCGGUGAAAGCCAUCAUCUCGAGGAUUGAGGCUGCCCAGCUGACUCGGGCGCAGGAGGACAUUUCUACUCAGCUCUCAUACAUCUUGGACAAUGUCAACUGUGUCAUCAACCGCUUCCAGGAAGAAUUAGGACAUGAUUUAAAAGAAAAGGCAAAAUCCCACCAGACGGAGCAAAAGGGCAAGAACAGAUUCAUCUUGCUAGAGAAAAUUGCCUCUUUCUCCAAAGAUGCUAAGACUAAAGAGAAGCACCUGUAUGAAAUUCUCCACUGGCUGGGUGACUGGGGUGACAGUCUGACCUAUGAGAUCAGGAACAGGAAGAGUGAGAAGGAAGAGGAAGCCAUGGAUGAAUGGAUUGAGGUGAUGGAGAAAGUACUGCCUCUCUCCCUCAUUGCCACCAAAGGAGGCAUUGAGUCUCUCAUUUCCCUUUGCUCCACUCUUAUUGAAGAACAAAAGAAAAAGACACAAACAUCCAAACAUACUUUCUGGCAAGGCUGGCGCAACAAGAGCCCACAAAAAUCUCCACCAGAACCUCAGCCACUGAGCCCAGAGCAAAUGCUCCAGGACAAGCAAACCACCUACACAAAUGUCUCCGAGGUGAAAGACAUGCUGCAGGAGCUCCUGGACUCCACCAUGUUCAACAAGGGGGAGGUCAGGGCCAUUAGGUACAUGUCUGCUGUGGUGGAAAACCUCAACAAGGCUUUGAUACUCCAGCAUAAGGAGAACAGGACCCUAGAGACCAAAUAUAGAUACAUGAAAAUAGAGAUGACCAAAGAGCUCAGCAGCCAGAGGCUGUAUUUCCAAAAGUCUAUCAAAAUCCUUGAGAAUAAGAGGGAUGCCCUUCUGAAACAGGUAGAAAUCCUAGGGGAAAAGUACCAUGACCUCCUACUGGUUAAGCAUGCCUUAGAGUUCCAACUGAAGAAGGCGCAGAGUGCUAGAGGUCAAGCAGAAGACUCGGUCAAGACUUUUGUUGACUCCCCAGGUCCCCCAGAGAAAGAGACUCUUCCAAAGAAAGAAAUUGUUACGGAGCUCCCAACAAGAAUCUUGGUCUCUCAACAGGAGUCCAAGAAGGAGGAGCAAUUGUUUUUACCACAUUCUCCAAGUCCCAUGGCCAGGGCCUGGGACAGUGAUGAUACAUCUUCAGUAUAUCAGCCACUGUCCACCAUGGCUACACAUUCAAGGAUUGCAGAUAUGUACUGCAGUGAGGACAUUGAAAGCCUUCUACCUGCACUGCCACCCUCAGUGGAUUACAAGUUUCCUAAGACAGGGGAAAGACUGGUGGCAGAAAGCCCAGGCCACAAAGAUGAAGACCAGGAGGAUCUCUUCCAGGAAGAAGCCCAGGAGAAGGGAGAACUCCAAGUUAAGUUCCAUUUUAGGAAGCAGCACUCCCCAGAGAACUCUGGGAAGGCAUCUUCAAAGAAUGAGGAGGGGCACUGGGAGGAGGAACACUGGCAGAGGCGGAGGCAGCAGUGGCUGGAGGAGGAGGAAAUGUGGCUGCAGCGGCAGAAGAAAUGGGCUCUGCUGGAACAGGAGCACCAAGAGAAGCUGCGGCAGUGGGAGAUGGAGGAGAUGGUGAGGGAGCAGCAGCAGAGAUUUGUCCAGCCAGAAAAGGAGCAAGGGAGCCCAAGAAGGGAGCCAGAGCAGCCAAGAGAGGACACAGAAAGGAUGAUCUUCAUGCCCAUCAGUCGAUGGAGGGAACUGCAGACGCCAGAGCCUCCUCCAAGCCGGGUCCAAUCUGCUUGCCAAGGCAGGAGGUCAUACUUGCCCAGGUCCCCUAGUAUCCAGCAAUCUGCCACAGGAAGCCAGAGGAUCAUGAGUUCAGCAGAGCCUGCCCCGAAACCACGGACACCCCGGGUUCCCACAAAACCCAAGAAAUCAGCCUCCUUUCCUGUUACUGGGACAGUCACUCGAAAAGUGACCCGGCCCUCUUUGCAGAUAUCUUUGGUAGUUCGUAAGGAGAAGGUGUACCGGAUGGACAUAGAGGCCCAGAGGAAGAACCUAGAGCUCCUGAGCAAAGGGGCUGAGUUGGGGCUGCCCCAUUACUUGCACAGCAAGGCCUUGGAGCUCACCACCACCACCAUGGAGCUGCAUUCACUCAGGCUGCAGUACCUAUGCCAUAAGUACAUCAUCUACAGACACUUUCAGACACUCCGACAAGAAGUGAUCAACCAUAUACAAGUCAUGCAAAUAACUGGUAUUACCUACAAGGCCCAGCGCCUCUAUGUCUUCCUGGAAAACAUAGACCAUCUACAGAACCUUAGACUGCAGACCUGGACAGACAAACAAAAGAACCUAGAAGAGAAGCGCCGAGAGUGUCUGAGCAGCAUGGUGACCAUGUUCCCCAAGCUCCAGCUGGAGUGGAACGUUCACCUAAACAUUCCUGUGGUCACCUCCCCAAAGCCAAGGAAAAGCAAAUGGCCCCCAGCCUUGUCCCGGCGCUUUCGCUCCAGUGGCUCCUCCUGCAAGCAGCCCCUAGAGCACUUUAAGUCCAAGCAGCGGGAAUGUGUGCCCCUACGGAUGGCCCGCCAACAGGGGAGUCAGAUGGAGGCAGUCUGGAAGACUGAUGUAGCCUCCUCCAGCCACCCAAUAGAAAAGAAGGCUCCUCCCAGCCUAGAGUGGGACCAGCUAGGGGGGUAUCCAGACAUUCCCCGGCUGUUGGCUCUGGAUAUACAUCCCUCCUACUACAAAAAUCUGACGUUCCUCAAGACUUGGUAA